This is a messenger RNA of Kazachstania africana CBS 2517, 801 nucleotides long. It is a transcript of the gene TRM9, whose product is annotated as tRNA (carboxymethyluridine(34)-5-O)-methyltransferase. Lineage: Eukaryota; Fungi; Ascomycota; Saccharomycetes; Saccharomycetales; Saccharomycetaceae. Gene Ontology annotation, cellular component: cytoplasm; nucleus. Gene Ontology annotation, biological process: tRNA wobble uridine modification. Gene Ontology annotation, molecular function: tRNA binding; S-adenosylmethionine-dependent methyltransferase activity. The coding region runs from base 1 to 801 and encodes 266 amino acids. The record is from RefSeq and is a predicted model, not a curated record. The transcript has a single exon.
AUGGAACAAUUGAAAGAAGAAGAGUACGUUCACAAGGUGUAUAAUGAAAUCGCGCCUCAUUUUUCACAGACUCGUUAUAAGCCAUGGCCGAUAGUUUCGAGUUUUUUAAUGGAGCAGACAGUGGGUUCUGUUGGUAUAGAUGUUGGUUGUGGUAAUGGGAAAUAUUUGAACGUGAAUCCACAGAUAUAUAUUAUUGGUUCAGAUAGAUCGACGGGACUUAUCGGAUGCGCACGUGAGAUCAAUUCGAAAUAUAAUGUACUAGUUGCAGAUGGUCUAAAUCUUCCACAUAGGGAGAAUACAUUUGAUUUUGCAAUUUCCAUUGCAGUGGUACAUCAUUGGACGACCCGUGAAAGAAGAAUACAAGCUAUCAAGCACAUUUUGAGUAAGGUGAAGAGUGGAGGUCGAGCAUUGAUUUAUUGUUGGGCCCUCGAACAGGGUGACUCCAGAAGAGGUUACCACGAAGGCAUGGAGCAGGAUGUUCUAGUACCCUGGGUGCUACGAGAUAAGAAAACCAAGAAAAAGAAGAAAACUGCUGGUGAAAAACCAGAUCUCACUAAUAUCCCAUUGAAUGAACGUGCUGCAUAUAUUGAAAACUGGAAGAAAGAACAAGAACUGAAAAGAGCGACAGCUGAAAAAGAGUCACAACAGGAGGAGCAGGAAAAUAGUCCAGAUACCAAGUAUAGAUUUUAUCAUCUCUAUCGUAAGGGUGAAUUAGAGGAAGAUUGUACAAGUGCCGGAGGUGAAGUAGUUGGUAACGGUUAUGAAAAAGACAAUUGGUACGUUAUCGCAGAGAAGAAGUAA